UCUCAGUCUAUGUGGGCACCAUAAAGUAACAACAUGUAGACGCGGCACCGCCAUAUAAAUUAACGAAUGUAAACAGAAAAUGUUUAGAAAACAAAAAACCUUUUUAUUUUCUUCUGGGAAAAGUGUGAGAUUUUAUACGUUUGUAAUUUUAGAUUAAUUACGUGUUUUUAAAAUUAGAUUUUAAAACAUGUGGGUUAAGGUUGGAAUUAUAACAGCUUUGUUUUAUGUAUGUUUGGUGACGACAGCUCCAAUUUAUCAAAAGGCUCGUCGACCACGGUAUACGAUGUCUAAGACAGAUUCAAGGCAGCCUUACGUAGAAGUUCACAAUGCGACUUACCAUGGUGCAGGGCCCAGGGAAGAAGCGCGGGCCACAUGCUCUGUGCGCACACAGGAGGUCAACGCCACUGCUAACGCUACCAUCACCAGAAGACUGCAUGGAGUUGUUACUUCCAGAGAACUGCACAACUCCAUUCAGCGGCUGGAACUGAUAAUUUACGGACAGAUGCAACAGCUCUGGCAGAGUCUUGACGCUUUGCGCGGACAGCUCUCGGGAAACACUCGAGUUGCGUAUCCUGAUCGACGAACACUGACUUUUAGAUACAAACCUAGUGUUUAAGCCUAAAGAAGUUCUAAGAAUUAAAAAUUUACACCAUAUUGUGAUUAGUCUCUCUUUCUGUGUGUGUUUCCGUGCGUGUAUCUAUGUAAAAAAGUAACAGUUAAGUGAUUAUCGGUCAGAUGCACAAACGAUCAGGGUUUAAUGACGAUUUUAAGCUCUAAUGAAUGUUUAAUUUCUAUGGGUAAUGUAAUUUUAAACUAAUGUCAAUUUUAAUGGACGUUUGUGCAACUUGAUGGAUAUGAAGUAAUUGUUUGGUAUCUGUUUAUGUGAGCGUGGUGAUAUUCCAUUGUUUUCCUUUUGCAAUACCAUUUAUUGAGCUCAUAAACAUAAUUUUUCUUUUGUAUGUUAUUAUAUUAUAGAUGUCUUAAACAUAAUAAUAAUUCAUUUAUUGCGUGUCUCAUUGUUACAUUGCGUUGGUUUAAACAAGAUGAUUACGUCGCCGUUCAUAUGCUUAAUUAGCCUGCCAUAGAUUUCGCGUAAAACCUCGAUUCCCGUUCAUACUUUUCUCACACAUGCGUACUUUAGAUAUACUUACUUACUUUAGAUAUAUAGAACUACCUUUAGAUAAGUCUUGUUAUGCAUGUGUGAGUAAAGUUUGAACAGGAAUAGACGUAUUUUAAGCACAAAAAUUCAGUCACCGGCCUUAUUUAAUGAUGGCGUUAAUAUGGACGUAGACAGUAAACAAAAAUAAGUUAAGUACGCGGCAAUAAGUUUUUAUCAUUUAUAAAAAAAUUGUCUAUACCCCUAUUGCCUUACCUUAAAUAGAUAUUUUUCUUUCCAAGAGUUUCGAAAGGUAAUUAUUGUCUAAGAAUAAAAUUUCCCCCCUAUCGAUCGACAUUGGAGGACGAUCGUUAGAGUGGGCGGGCAUCCAAUUUACCACGGAUGUCGAGGAACGUAGUAAAAAAUAUGUACCUACAAGUUAGACGAUAGCUUUUAUUUACUAUUAUCACGACUUUACACCAUAUCUAAUACAUAAUUAUAGUUCAUGAGAGUACAAACAUCUUCAAGAUUCAGCAUUGAAAUUUAAAUGUAAUGUAAAAGAAUAUGUAUCUUA
Messenger RNA from Diatraea saccharalis (sugarcane borer), 1670 nucleotides. The record is from the annotation of a GenBank genome assembly. Lineage: Eukaryota; Metazoa; Arthropoda; Insecta; Lepidoptera; Crambidae.